GAACUUCUCGGUAGUUUUCGGUCUACAGAGGGGUGUGUCAGGUGAUUUUGAAAGAUGAGGCUUGUGCAAUUUGAAGAUGCUGGCAAUAGGCGGAUUGGCGUUGAACUUAGAGAAAACGGAGAUAUUGUUGAUUUAUGCAAAGCAAACCCAAACAUUCCCAAUGACAUGAGAUCCUUCAUUGAAGGCGGCAAUGCUAUGCUGUCAGCUGCGAAAAGUGUAGUGGAUGGAGGAGGCAGUAUUUUGAAACGAGAAACAGUGAAAGUUGUUGCACCAAUCUAUAAUCCAGACAAAGUCUUAUGUAUUGGUAUGAAUUACACAGACCAUUGUAUAGAACAGAAUGCUCCUGUACCUGAAGUACCAGUUAUUUUUAAUAAAUUUCCAAGCUGUAUAAUUGGACCAACAGAUGACCUGAUAUACCCAGAAGAAACAAAGGAAUUGGAUUGGGAAGUAGAAUUAACUGUAGUUGUUGGGAAAGAUGCCAAGAAAGUAUCUGAAUCAGAGGCAAUGGACUACAUAUUUGGUUAUACAGUAGCGCAUGAUGUCAGUGCUAGAGACUGGCAAUUGAAACCUGGUGUAAAUGGUGGACAAUGGGUAAUAGGAAAAGCUAUGGAUGGGUUCUGUCCCCUAGGUCCAGCUAUUGUAACUAAGGAAGCAUUAAGUGAUCCUCAUAACUUAGGAUUGAGAUGUAAAGUUAAUGGAGUAACAAAACAGGACAGUAGUACAAAUCAGCUUAUACACAAAUCUGCUGCAUGUAUAGCUUUUGUAUCCAGAUUUAUGACUUUGAAAGCUGGUGAUCUGAUUUUAACCGGUACACCACCAGGUGUAGGCGUAUUUAGAAAACCACAAGAAUUUCUUAAGAAAGGUGAUGUGGUAGAAUGUGAAAUUGAUGAAAUUGGAAAAGUUGUAAACAAGAUAGUGUGAAAUGAUAAAGUUCAACAAUUGUGAAAUGAAAACUUUUAACAAUUGAGAAAUGAUAGAAACAACUACUCAGGAAGUAAUGGCUAGAAUGCUGUCAAACAUGUCAUAUGUGGUACUUUGUAUAGAAAAUUAGGAUGUGGGAUAUCAAAUAAAGCUUAAAUUAUAAAUAGAAACUUAUAACUAAUUCUUAAAGAUAUAUUUGUGAUAAUUGUCAGGCAGCAUUGAUGAAUAAAGAAUUAUCUGUCAAAGAUAUAAAUGGA
This is a messenger RNA of Mytilus californianus (California mussel), 1178 nucleotides long. RefSeq names its product fumarylacetoacetate hydrolase domain-containing protein 2-like. NCBI's taxonomy places the organism in Eukaryota, Metazoa, Mollusca, Bivalvia, Mytilida, Mytilidae. The record is from RefSeq and is a predicted model, not a curated record. The transcript has 7 exons. The coding region runs from base 55 to 921 and encodes 288 amino acids. Gene Ontology annotation, molecular function: hydro-lyase activity.